Saprolegnia parasitica CBS 223.65 is the source of this 1290-nucleotide messenger RNA. RefSeq lists its product as hypothetical. Bases 1 to 1290 code for a protein of 429 amino acids. Gene Ontology annotation, molecular function: small GTPase binding; GTPase activator activity. The record is from RefSeq and is a predicted model, not a curated record. The transcript has 2 exons. Gene Ontology annotation, biological process: activation of GTPase activity; nucleocytoplasmic transport. Gene Ontology annotation, cellular component: perinuclear region of cytoplasm; nucleus; cytosol. Lineage: Eukaryota; Oomycota; Saprolegniomycetes; Saprolegniales; Saprolegniaceae.
AUGACCAGUGCUACGCUGGCCAAGCGCCAGCACCGCCCAGAGCCCGACACGAUGCUGCUGUCGCCCGAGCUUCUCGAGGCCAUUGCGACGUACGUGCCUGUCGACUGCAUGACGGCGUUCCUCGAGGCGCUCCCGAAGCAGCUGCGCACGCCGGCACUGCAACUCGCCACGACGCUGUCGCAUGCGCUCGGGCUCGAGGUCCUUUGGCCGACGCUCGAUGUUGCUUCUCUUACGCAGCUUGCGAAUGCUGACAACGUGCUCGCCCAGCUCCUGAUCGUCAACCCACGCCUUUGCAUCGAAUCGACCAUCGCACUGCCCGUUGUGCCGGUGGUCGCUACGCUGCCGCGCGCGUGGCCGACACUGGAACGUAUCUCGCUCACGAUUACAACAUGGACCAUGGACGCGCGUGCGCUAGCGACCGUCCAGCAAGUGUUCCUCGCCAAUGCGGCGUCGCUCCAAUCGAUCGACGUCUGUAUCGCGGCGCGGCCGAUCCCGCCUCCGGACGAGCGAUACGCGACGCAAAGCGCCAUUCUCACAGGGCUGGCGGACCUCCUCGUCUCGAUGCGUCGCGUGACCAAGCUUGCGCUGCGCGGUGCGUUCAAGGUGCGCUUUCCAGACGAGGCAGCUGCAACGCUCGCGGCAUGGAUCCAAGCGACGCCGCUCACGUCGCUCACGAUGACGAACGUGGACGAGGGCAGCGGAUCGACCUUGUCGCGCCACCUGACGCACCUCGACCUCCAGCUUCUGCCACCCUCCCAAAUGAGCUACGUGGUCGGGAGGCUCGUGAACAGUGCACUCGUGUCGCUGCACGUGCGUGCUUCGAACGAGAUGCAAGGCCCGGACGGUCGUGAUGAGCAGUGCUUUCUUGAUGACGACCUCCCGCGUCUGAAUCGGCUCACGACAUUGCGCUUGACCAACAUCCACCUCUCGACAACCCACUGCCUCACGCUCGCACUCCUCCUACCGCGCUACUCGCACCUCGGCCUCACGUCCAACAAGCUGCGCGACGCCGGUGUUCUUGCCCUCGCACCAUUCCUCCGACAUACAUCGCAGCUUGAGACGCUCUCGCUUGUCAACCAAAGCUUUGGUGAUGUUGGCGCAUCGGCGCUCUCGACUGCGCUGGUGCACACACCCCGUCUACGCACACUGGAUCUCAGCCGCAACAACAUCAAGCGCGCAGGCGCCAUGGCGCUGAGCUGCCUCCUCGCACAUCUUCCGCGGCUGGCGACUGUGCGCUUGCAAGGCAACCCGCUGGAUGCGAACGGCGUCGUUGCGCUUUUGCUCGCGUAG